UCUGAACAGCAAUCGUAGUCCUGCGGGAGAUUGUGAGUUGCGAUCUCAGACUCCGUAGCGGUAUUCUAGUGGUGAUGGUCGAAGACAUGGUCGGUCGCAGCUGAUGGCAGUGACGGGACACGGCGGGGUUGCUUGCUUUUCAACGUCAGGGAGCGAACGUGGUGGAAACAAUCAACCCGUAAACCGAGGUCUCUAUCUACCCUUUGCCCGGCACAUUUGCAAUCACAGGUGUCCUACCGAGCAUCGGCGGUGGGUAGCUAAUAACGCGCGAAUAUAGCACGUGUCCCAAUCGACGCGCUGGGCGCAUGUCUGAGGGUGUCGCACAGCUGAAGCAUGAGGGCUCCCAGCGACAGGUUGUCGUCGCAGGUGCGGUGGCAGGUCUGGUGUCGCGCUUCGUGAUAGCUCCCCUCGACGUCAUAAAGAUCCGCCUGCAACUCCAAAUCCACUCGCUCUCCGACCCGUUCAGCGUGCGCAAUGUCCAGGGACCCGUCUACAAAGGCACAUUGGGCACCCUCAAACAGAUUCUUCGCGAAGAAGGUGUCACGGGGCUAUGGAAGGGCAACAUACCUGCGGAGCUUAUGUACUUGACGUACGGUAGCGCCCAGUUCUCUGCCUAUACAUACAUAUCGCAUUGGCUAGAGACCAUUCCGCCGCCAUAUACGCUUCCCAGCUCAGUCGCCAACUUUCUCAGCGGGGCUAGUGCGGGUGCUGCUGCUACGACCGCGACGUACCCGCUCGAUCUUCUGCGCACGCGCUUCGCCGCCCAAGGCAAAGAUCGCGUCUAUACCUCCAUCAUCGAGUCUGUGAAGCACAUCGCGCAGCAUGAAGGGCCCAGAGGCUUCUUCCGCGGCCUCGGCGCAGGCGUGAGCCAGAUUGUGCCCUACAUGGGCCUCUUCUUCGCUAGCUACGAAAGCUUGAAGCCCAUAACCGCUUCUUCUCCCAUGCCACUGCCACUCGGAAGCUCUGAUGCCGUCGCCGGUGUCAUCGCGAGCGUUCUCUCGAAGACCGCCGUCUACCCGCUUGAUACAACACGCAAGCGCCUGCAAGUCCAAGGCCCGAUGCGUGAGCGGUACGUUCAUCGGAACAUACCAACGUAUACCGGUGUCAUCAGCACCAUCGCGCAUAUAUGGAAGCAUGAAGGCAGACGAGGCAUGUACCGCGGGUUGACGGUCAGUCUAUUGAAAGCUGCGCCAGCCAGCGCGGUUACGAUGUGGACGUACGAGCGGGCCAUGGGCCUCAUGCUCGCUUUUGACGAAAAGCACAAAGACGACUGAACUUUGGAUUUUUAGUAUGCAUAGGUCGGCGUUGAGAUACCAAAUACUCCUUCAUAGACUUCAUUUGUCAAAUCAAGCUACAUUACAACUCAA
Alternaria rosae is the source of this 1367-nucleotide messenger RNA. RefSeq names its product mitochondrial deoxynucleotide carrier. Gene Ontology annotation, molecular function: thiamine transmembrane transporter activity. Gene Ontology annotation, cellular component: mitochondrial inner membrane. Lineage: Eukaryota; Fungi; Ascomycota; Dothideomycetes; Pleosporales; Pleosporaceae. The record is from RefSeq and is a predicted model, not a curated record. Bases 306 to 1274 code for a protein of 322 amino acids. The transcript has 3 exons. Gene Ontology annotation, biological process: thiamine pyrophosphate transmembrane transport.